AUGGGUGUUUGUCAAACAAAAGUUAGAAAUUCAAAGAAAUAAAAUACAUAGACUUCUUAAACUCUAAUCAGAAUAAAGACUGAAGUUACUGAGAUUUCUGAAAACAUGCCUAGAAGAAGAAUGAAUCUUUAAAUAGAUCCAACCAAAAAUAGUGAUAAUAAUAAGACAUCUCCUCUUUCUGAAGGCAUAAUAAUCACUUAAAGAGCAAAAAGAAGAAUCACUUUGAAGAAAUAAGGUUCAAAUAAUUAUACUGCUACAACAAGCAGUUCAAAUCAUAUUCUUUUACCUGGAUGUGCAUUCAAAAAAUAUUCACUGAUCAGAAAAAAGUAAGGAAAUCAUGUAAAUAUCUCAUGUUUUAUAUAGUCUAUAUCAAUAAUCUCAAACAAUAAGACAGGUAAAAUAAUGUAAUUAGAGACAUUUCGAAAAGAUGAUCCAGAGUGUUCAAAUUACAUAGAAUGGCUUAUGAGAAACAAGAUAGUAUUUAUUUUAUUCAUAUUUUAGGAUCACCCAAACAUUAUAAGAGUAUUAGAGAUCUUUUAAGAUAAUAAAUAUUAUUAAGUUGUUUCUGAACAUUUUGAGGAUAAGGAUUUAUCUGAUUUAAUGGCUGAUGGCACAAAACUAUCAAAGUCUUAAGUAUCAUAAGUCUUAAAUCAAAUGAUGCAAGCAAUUCAUUAUUUGCAUUAACAAUAAAUUUAUCAUGGUGCUAUAACAAUUAAUUCUUUUUCUUAUUAAAAGAAAUUAGAUGGAAUUAUUGUCAAAUUAUCACACUUAAAGAAUAUAGUAAUUAAAGUAGAAGAUGAUAUAGAAGUACUUAAAUAUACUUCUCCUGAAUGUAUUUAUCAUCCUGCUUAGAAUGAAGCAAGAGAUGUAUGGGCUAUUGCAUUAAUAGGAUUGACAUUAAAAAAAGGGGGUCUUCCUUAUGAAAUACCUCAUCAUGUAACAUAAGAAAAAUUAAGGAUGUUAGUUAAAAAUAACAUAUUUAAAUUUGAACAUAAAAAGGAUCUAGCAUUUAAAGAAUUUCUUUCUCAUUCUUUGAAUAAGAAUCCAUUAAAAAGAUUUAAUAUAGAAUAAUUAUUAAACUUACCAUUCAUAACUAAUUAUUAAUAAAAAUAGAAAACUGAAUAAGAGAUCUUACUUAAUAAUCUUUUAGAAGCAAAACCUUGUUGUCUUUUAUAAUAAUUAAUUAUUGGUUUCUUUGUAUAAGAAUUUAAUUGGGAAGAAUAUUUAUAGAUUUAAAAAUUAUUUUUAGAAGGAGAUGUAGAUAUGGAUGGAUUGAUGACUAAGACAGAAAUUAUUUAAUUAUUUAAUAAAUAUAUGAAAAUUUAGAACAUUGAAGAGAAAAUAGAUAAUUUAUAUUAAGAACUUGAAUUAGAAGAUGAGAUUAAUUCAAAUUUAUUUUUAGCUCUAACAGCAACAAGAAAAGAUGUAUUAUCAACAUCAAAUAUUGAAAUUUGUUUUGAGAUAUUUUCUCUUAAUUCUUCAGAAAUAACUCUAAAAGGAUUGAAAAAAUAUCUAAAUUCUGAUAUAGAUGAGAUCACAAAUGAACUAUCUCGUUUAACAGAAAAUUAAAACUCAGUAUUAUUUAAUUUUAUUUUAGUUAAAUUACCAACAGUUUUCUAAAAUCUUAGAAUUGAUGAUCUGA
Messenger RNA from Paramecium pentaurelia, 1642 nucleotides. NCBI's taxonomy places the organism in Eukaryota, Ciliophora, Oligohymenophorea, Peniculida, Parameciidae. The record is from the annotation of a GenBank genome assembly.